AUGGAUAGACAAAAUGGAUCCAUGAUUUCUGAGUUUGUGUUGCUGGGACUCUCUAGUUCUUGGGAAACUACAAUUUUUCUCAUGUUCACAUUCUCUUUGCUCUAUGUAGGGAUCAUCUUGGGAAAUCUCUUUAUAGUCUUCUUGAUUAUUACUGAUUCACAUUUACAGUCCCCUAUGUACUUCCUGCUGGCUAACCUGUCCUUCAUUGAUGUGGGCCUUUCUACUACCACACUUCCCAAAAUGAUUUUAGAUAUCUUAAGUGAACACAAUAUAAUUUCUUUCCAAGGAUGUAUGACACAGAUAUGCUUCAUCCACAUCAUGGGAGGAGUGGAGAUGGUGCUGCUCAUAGCCAUGGCAUUUGACAGGUACAUUGCAAUCUGUAAGCCUCUUCGCUACUUGAACAUUAUGAGCCCUAAAAUGUGUGCUUCAUUUGUAGUCCUUGGCUGGGUAGUAGGAGUGGUCCAUGCUAUGUCUCAAUUUUCUUUUGUUAUAAACCUGCCUUUUUGUGGUCCUAAUAAAAUAGACAGCUUUUACUGUGAUUUUCCCAGGAUUAUACAACUUGCAUGCACAGAUGGAAUCAAAUUUGAGUUUAUUGUUGCUGCCAACAGUGGCUUCAUGACAAUGGGCACUUUCUUCUUGCUUCUUCUUUCCUAUGUCUUCAUUUUGAUCACAGUCUGGAAACAUUCUUUAGGGGACUUAUCCAAGGCACUUGUCACUUUGUCAGCUCACAUCACUGUGGUUGUUCUUUUUUUCACACCAUGCAUAUUUCUGUAUGUGUGGCCUUUCCCCACAUCACCAAUUGACAAAUACCUGUUCAUUGUUGACUUUGCUAUUACCCCUGUCUUGAAUCCUGUCAUCUAUACACUAAGAAACAAAGAUAUGAAAAUAGCCAUAAAAAGAUUGAGCAAGAAAAUAUAUUAUGUCAAAUUAUGCUAG
Molecule: messenger RNA, 936 nt
Organism: Heterocephalus glaber (naked mole-rat)
Lineage: Eukaryota; Metazoa; Chordata; Mammalia; Rodentia; Bathyergidae
Product: olfactory receptor 4F21-like
Biological process (GO): G protein-coupled receptor signaling pathway
Cellular component (GO): membrane
Molecular function (GO): olfactory receptor activity; G protein-coupled receptor activity
Source: RefSeq, a predicted model, not a curated record